Molecule: messenger RNA, 828 nt
Organism: Neogale vison (American mink)
Lineage: Eukaryota; Metazoa; Chordata; Mammalia; Carnivora; Mustelidae
Product: NADH dehydrogenase (ubiquinone) complex I, assembly factor 6-like
Biological process (GO): mitochondrial respiratory chain complex I assembly; biosynthetic process
Cellular component (GO): mitochondrion
Source: RefSeq, a predicted model, not a curated record
AUGGCGGCCUCCGUGCUGCGCUCACCCUGUGGCCCGCUGCGGCUCGGCCUUCCCUGUCUGUGUCACCACCGACCGCCCCGGAGCCUGUGGGCGCGAGCCCGGCGGCUCCCGGGGCUCGUGGGGUCCGCGCGAAGCGUGGCCGCGGCCAGCGGAGCAGGCGCCUUGGGCUCCGACCGCUACUGCAUGGAGCUGCUGCUUAAGGACUCUGUCUCUGAGAAAACAAUUGGAUUGAUGAGAAUGGAAUUUUGGAAAAAAACAGUGGACGACAUAUACCGUGACAACCCACCCCAGCAGCCUGUGGCCCUCGAGCUAUGGAAGGCUGUCAAAAGACAUAAUCUGACCAAAAGAUGGCUUAUGAAAAUCAUUGAUGAAAGAGAAAAAAAUUUGGAUGACAAAGCAUACCGUAAUAUCCAGGAAUUGGAAAAUUACGCUGAAAACACACAGAGUGCUCUUCUUUACUUAACACUAGAAAUAUUGGGUGUAAAGGACAUUCAUGCAGACCAUGCCGCGAGUCACAUUGGAAAAGCCCAGGGCAUUGUGACUUGCUUGAGAGCAACGCCCUAUCAUGGAAGCAGAAGAAGGGUGUUCCUUCCCAUGGAUAUUUGUAUGCUGCAUGGUGUUCCCCAAGAGGAUUUUCUACGGAAGAACCAAGAUAAAAAUGUGAGAGAUGUGAUCUAUGACAUUGCCAGUCAGGCACACUUGCACCUGAAGCAUGCUAGGUCCUUCCACAAAAGUGUUCCUGUGAAAGCAUUUCCUGCUUUUCUUCAGACGGUUAAAUCUGGCAGCAAUCAGCUACUGAGCAUCUGGGUUCCUGUCCAAGGGUCUUAA